UGAACUUCAUAUUUUGAUGAAGUAUGGCAUGGUUUGUAUGGUAUAUAUUUCCUUAAUUUUUGGAUUGCAAUGGUAAUUUACUCAUUAUUAUCCAUGCAUCUCAAGUUUUCUUCGGUUAAUAAAAUAACUUUCAUGUCAUUAUAUAUGCUCAUGUUUUGCUGUCUUAUCGUGUUCCCAUAUACGUGUGUGCAAUUGCGUUGAUUCAGACUUUCUUUCCUGGUUACUUGCCUUGUGUGAUACUCCCGUGCUCCUUGCUCAUGGGUCGGAAUGUGCCUGUGGGAAACAAGGAGAUAACGGGAAACAAGAUAAGCCUUUAUGCAGUCUAUAACGUGAAACAAGAUAAGCCUUUAUGCAGUCGGCUGCAUGUGUGGCCACAUUUAGCUGGGGAAAAAAAUCUCGGAAACAUAAAAAAGCGGAUUUGGAUAUAGAAUCGGGAAAUAUCUCGGCACCGUCAUCCUAGCUACCUCACCCGAGAAGCACCGUAGCGCGCCAUGGCCACUCUCUUGGGCAGCUCGCCGGCGUUCCUCGCCCGCCCCGUCGCCAAGCCGCACAGCAUCUCCUGCGCGCAGGCCCCGCGCCCGCCCAGCGCCCAGAACCAGCCUCCGCCCGGCGAGCAGCAGCAGCAGUCCGUGCAGGCGCAGCCGCAGCCGGCGGCGAGGCCGAAGCGCGCGGGCGGCGCGGACUCCACGGACUGGGUGGCCUCGUCGCUGACGCGGCGGUUCGGGAUCGGCGCCGGGCUGGCGUGGGCGGGGUUACUGGCCGUCGGCGUCGUGUCCGAGCAGCUCAAGACCCGCUUCGAGGUCGCGCAGCAGCAGGCCAACACCAAGGACGUGGAGCAGGAGCAGGAGGUCGUGCUCCCCAACGGGAUCCGGUACUACGAGCUGCGCGUCGGCGGCGGCGACGCCCCGCGCCCCGGCGACCUGGUGGUGAUCGACCUGCAGGGCCGGGUGGCCGGCGGCGGGGAGGCGUUCGUGGACACGUUCGGCGAGGGCAAGCGACCGCUGGCGCUGGUGAUGGGGUCCCGGCCCUACACCAGGGGCAUGUGCGAGGGCGUCGAGUACGCGCUGCGCACCAUGAGGGCCGGCGGCAAGCGGCGGGUGGUCGUGCCGCCGGGGCUCGGGUUCGGCGACGACGGCGCCGACUUCGGGGAGGAGCACGUGCAGAUACCGCCCGGCGCCACGCUCGAGUACGUCGUGCAGGUCGACAAGGUGUCCAUCACGCCGGCGUGAGGCACGACUGAGGGGCGAGUUGAUACAUCACAGUUCUUUUGAAGCCAUGAGACGAGUUUCUACUCGAUUGUGAACUUCACACUGCUAUCUCGUUAAAUGAAUUGUUUUUGGGAAAUUUUCCGCUUAGAAACAGAAUUUCCCCCCCCUGCCUUA
Molecule: messenger RNA, 1382 nt
Organism: Panicum virgatum (switchgrass)
Lineage: Eukaryota; Viridiplantae; Streptophyta; Magnoliopsida; Poales; Poaceae
Product: peptidyl-prolyl cis-trans isomerase FKBP17-2, chloroplastic-like
Exons: 2
Coding region: 492-1229 (245 amino acids)
Cellular component (GO): chloroplast
Molecular function (GO): peptidyl-prolyl cis-trans isomerase activity
Source: RefSeq, a predicted model, not a curated record